CAUGUACAUGUACACAUGUACAUUCAUUCUGGCAAUGCCAUUCAUUGUGAUCUGAAGCCCAGUAAUAUCCUCAUUAAUUCUGAAUGUUUUAUCAAGUUGGCUGAUUUUGGAUUAGCCCAUUCACUGGCUAGCACAAGCAAUGAAGGGAGUAAAGGGGUUGGAGGUGAUGGUGUUAAUGAUUUCAAUCCAGCCAUGACUGACUAUGUUGCUACACGUUGGUAUCGUAGUCCAGAGAUAUUGCUAGGAUCAAGACGAUAUACAAGAGGAGUGGACAUGUGGUCACUUGGUUGUAUACUAGCAGAAAUGAUAGCAAGUAGGCCACUCUACCCUGGCUCAUCCACCAUCAACCAGUUGAACAGGAUAAUGUCUACCCUCCCUCCUCCUUCAAGACAAGACGUGGAGAGCAUUAAAUCACCUUACGCCAAAGCAAUACUGGACCAAAUAAUACACAAGAGACACAAGUAUUUGACUGAUAUAUUACCUCAAGCUGAUCCCUCCAAAAUUACCCACUAUACAAUAGACGAUAGUACAAUAGACAAUAUGUGAAUAUUGAUAAUAGUUUAUUAACAAUAUAUUCUGUAAUAUAAAAUUGAAGUGUUUAUGGUUUUAUUUCAUUAGAAAAUAUUACAUUACAUGUGUACUCUUCUUUCUUUACAGGUACUAACAGGUUUCCAGGUUGUAGGUGUCGUUCUUCAUGUAGCACUAAACACUGUCCUUGCUUCUUAGCUGUGAGGGAGUGUGACCCUGACCUCUGCAGUACUUGUGGGGCAGGUGAUAAUCUUGA
This is a messenger RNA of Amphimedon queenslandica, 784 nucleotides long. RefSeq names its product putative serine/threonine-protein kinase C05D10.2. The record is from RefSeq and is a predicted model, not a curated record. Gene Ontology annotation, molecular function: protein kinase activity; ATP binding. Bases 16 to 546 code for a protein of 176 amino acids. Gene Ontology annotation, biological process: protein phosphorylation. Lineage: Eukaryota; Metazoa; Porifera; Demospongiae; Haplosclerida; Niphatidae. The transcript has 5 exons.